Homalodisca vitripennis (glassy-winged sharpshooter) is the source of this 1612-nucleotide messenger RNA. Its product is annotated as growth hormone-inducible transmembrane protein-like. NCBI's taxonomy places the organism in Eukaryota, Metazoa, Arthropoda, Insecta, Hemiptera, Cicadellidae. The transcript is spliced from 8 exons. Gene Ontology annotation, cellular component: mitochondrial inner membrane. The coding region runs from base 244 to 1263 and encodes 339 amino acids. The record is from RefSeq and is a predicted model, not a curated record.
AAAAUCAGUGUUGUUUGUUGACGGAUGAUGAAAUAGUUGCAAAUUUAGUGUCUAUCGUUUUUUAGUAAGAGUUCUAGAAGUGUCGUCAUACGAUUCGGUAUCUGGCGAAGUUCAUUCAUUUGUCACGAUUAGUUCAAUUAAAAGUGCGACAAGAAGGUAAUUUAGACUAAUUGGCAACUUAGAAGCAGACCCAAAGGAUCAGUCUAUCCAACUUUUGUAAUUCGGAGGAGGCCAUUUAGCCCAAUGAUGUUGUCCGUGGCAAGAGUUUGCCGUGCAUCAUUGCCAUUGGCCAAGACAUCACUGAUCACCACCUCCCACUCGCCAGCUUGUCCUGCGCCUCUGAGGAUCCAGUUGUGGCGGAGCUUUACCAAUGAGGGCCGAGACCCUUUUACUAGGACUGGGAGAAGGAGGAGAACACUGAAAGAAAUCGCUAUGCAACCCACUGAGGGUGCACCUUUUGCCAUUGGUCGAGCUGCCGUGGCUGGGGGUGCAGUUGUCGGACUAGGAGCUCUUUGCUUCUAUGGUCUCGGCCUAGCAAGUAGACCAGGAGCCAUUGAUCAAUCCAUGAUGUGGCCAGAGUACGUGAAGGAGAGAGUGAAGGCUACUUAUGCUUACCUUGGAGGCUCCAUAGUCCUGACAGCUGCUAGUGCAGUCGCUUGUUUCCGUUCACCCACUAUGAUUAGACUGAUGAGUCAGAACUCAUUUUUGGCAAUCGCAGGAACCAUGGCAGCAAUGAUCGGAUCCGGGAUGGUUGCCCGCAGCAUCCCGUACCAACCUGGGUUCGGCACUAAACAGCUGGCAUGGAUGGUGCACACUGGAGUGAUCGGGGCAGUCAUCGCCCCCAUGUGUCUACUGGCUGGCCCGCUUGCUAUCCGAGCUGCAUGGUACACAGCCGGUGUUGUUGGUGGCUUGUCGGCAGUGGCAGUGUGUGCUCCAAGUGACAAGUUUCUAAACAUGACUGGUCCACUUGCCAUCGGCCUGGGAGUUGUAUUUGUUUCCUCACUUGGUUCCAUGUUUCUGCCACCCACAACUGCUCUUGGAGCUGGUCUGUACUCCAUCUCUCUGUACGGAGGCUUGCUGCUGUUCUCUGGGUUCCUGCUCUACGACACGCAACGCAUCAUUCGAACCGCCGAGACCUAUCCUCAGUACUCUGCUAGACCGUUUGACCCUGUCAAUGCGUCUAUUUCUAUCUACAUGGACACAAUCAAUAUUUUCAUACGAAUUUUGGCCAUUCUUAUGGGUGGUGACAGGAAGAGGAGAUAAACAUUGAACAUGUGAAUAUGAUAUUAAUCAGUUAUUUCAAAAAUUUUCAAAAUGUUUCAUGUUGUUUAAAAAAAUAUUACUACUUCACUGCUGUACCAAAAUUGGAUUUUACUGGUAUAUUAAGUUUUGGGUUUAAUAUUACAAAUUAGCCGAAUAAAGUUUUGGAAUUGAGAUUUUAAUCAUUUCUUUAGCCUAAUUAAUUUAUUGUCCAUUGUAUAAAAGUAUGUGGAAGUAGAUUGUAAAUUACGUUAGCUUUAUAGUACUUUUAAGAUCUAACUUUAAAAAGUGAAAGACUGUGCUUUAAGAUACUGAUGUAAAUAUUGAAUAAAAAUACAAACAAUAAAAUUAU